Molecule: messenger RNA, 1726 nt
Organism: Fulmarus glacialis (Northern fulmar)
Lineage: Eukaryota; Metazoa; Chordata; Aves; Procellariiformes; Procellariidae
Product: trifunctional purine biosynthetic protein adenosine-3
Exons: 10
Biological process (GO): adenine biosynthetic process; 'de novo' IMP biosynthetic process
Cellular component (GO): cytosol
Molecular function (GO): phosphoribosylformylglycinamidine cyclo-ligase activity; phosphoribosylamine-glycine ligase activity; phosphoribosylglycinamide formyltransferase activity
Source: RefSeq, a predicted model, not a curated record
GCUGCAAUGCGGAACUUGGAGGCUUUGCUGGGCUCUUUGAUUUGAAAGCAGCUGGUUACAAAGAUCCUAUCUUGGUAUCUGGAACUGAUGGUGUUGGCACAAAACUCAAGAUUGCACAAGUGUGUAAGAGACAUGACACCAUAGGUCAGGACCUGGUUGCCAUGUGUGUCAAUGACAUCUUGGCUCAAGGAGCGGAGCCCCUCUUCUUCCUCGACUAUUUUGCCUGCGGCAAACUUGACGUUGAAGUGGCUCAGGGUGUCAUUGCAGGAAUAGCUGAAGCUUGCAAAAAGGCAGGAUGUGCUCUUUUGGGAGGAGAAACUGCUGAAAUGCCAGGCAUGUAUCCACCCGGAGAGUAUGACCUGGCUGGCUUUGCUGUUGGUGCAGUGGAGCGAGGGCAGAUGCUGCCCCAGCUGGAGAGAAUUGCUGAUGGAGACGUGGUUAUUGGAGUAGCUUCUUCUGGGGUUCACAGCAAUGGGUACAGCCUUGUAAGGAAGAUUGUGGAAAAGUCAUCGUUCGAUUUCUCUUCUCCAGUUGGCGUCUCCGGUGAUCAGACAUUAGGAGAUCUCUUGUUAACCCCAACCAAGAUCUACAGUAAGACUCUGUUGCCUGUCCUUCGCUCAGGCCAUGUGAAAGCCUAUGCCCACAUCACUGGAGGGGGCUUGCUGGAAAACAUCCCCAGAGUUCUCCCAGAGUCCUUUGGUGUCGUUUUAGAUGCUCUUACCUGGAAGAUUCCUGAAAUCUUUUGCUGGCUCCAUAAAGAAGGGAACCUCUCUGAGGAGGAAAUGACUCGGACAUUUAAUUGUGGGAUCGGUGCUGUCUUGGUAGUUCAGAAGGAGCUGGCUCAGCAGGUCCUCAAGGACAUACAGAGACACGAGGCAGCCUGGCUGAUCGGGAAAGUUGUCUCCCUACAAAAAGGCUCUGCCCAUGUUAAAGUCCAUAAUAUUCUUCGAGCCUUGCAAGCAAAUAGGUCACUGUCUGUGCACAGCCAUAUCCAAGGCAAAAUCCAGACAAACAAAGUGAAGGUUGCUGUCCUUAUCUCUGGAACAGGCACAAACCUGGAAGCCCUCAUAAAUAGCACAAAAAAGCCCACCAGUUUCGCACAAAUAGUUCUUGUUGUUUCUAACAAAGCUGGUGUGGAGGGGUUAAGGAAAGCUGAGAGGUCUGGUAUUCCUACAAGGGUUAUUGACCAUAAAUUGUAUGAAAGUCGCACUGAAUUUGACAGUGCAGUUGACAAAGUCCUUGAAGAAUCCUCAGUUGAACUGAUCUGUCUGGCUGGAUUUAUGCGAAUACUGUCGGGUCCUUUUGUCAAAAAAUGGGAAGGAAAAAUACUGAACAUCCACCCAUCUCUACUGCCUUCUUUUAAGGGAGCAAAUGCCCACAAAUUGGUGUUACAAGCUGGAGUCCGAGUCACAGGCUGUACUGUACACUUUGUGGCUGAGGAAGUUGACGCUGGAGCAAUCAUUUUCCAAGAGGCAGUUCCAGUUAAGAUUGGUGACACAGAGGAGACCCUGUCCGAAAGGGUGAAGGAGGCCGAGCACCGAGCCUUCCCAGCUGCCCUGCAGCUUGUCGCCAGCGGGGCUGUACAGGUGGGGGAAGCCGGCAAGAUCUACUGGAAGUAGGAGCAGCGCGUCCGUGAAGGUCCUCAGAUGGGACAGCUGGGGUGCCUUAAUUGGUCAAAACAGAGGUCACAGCCUAAUAACACGCACACUGUGUUCUCUUCACAAGG